Aureobasidium subglaciale EXF-2481 is the source of this 1234-nucleotide messenger RNA. RefSeq lists its product as uncharacterized. Gene Ontology annotation, molecular function: magnesium ion binding; acireductone synthase activity. NCBI's taxonomy places the organism in Eukaryota, Fungi, Ascomycota, Dothideomycetes, Dothideales, Saccotheciaceae. The coding region runs from base 124 to 891 and encodes 255 amino acids. The transcript is spliced from 4 exons. The record is from RefSeq and is a predicted model, not a curated record.
GUUCGCUCAACUCUGGACCCGACGAAGCCUUCCGACAUGCGAGAGUGCAGCGUCUAGUCUUCUACACCGCACAUUGUGCAACAUUGCAUUGAAAAGAGCCAGCCAUCGAACCAACAGAACACAAUGCUUCCAGAGCACGAAAACGUGGGCACUGUGCUGCUUGACAUCGAAGGAACUGUCUGCCCUAUCUCGUUCGUCAAGGACACUCUGUUCCCUUACGCCUUGAAAGCACUUUCAAGCGUCAUCUACGAACGAUGGGACUCUGCAGACUUCAAGCCCUACCGUGAUGCCUUCCCGGCCGAGGCACAAGCAUCUCCCGAAGCCUUUGAAACUCACGUCAAGGACCUCACAGCACGCGACGUGAAGAUCGCCUAUCUCAAGAAUUUGCAAGGCUAUCUAUGGCAGGCCGGUUACGAGAACGGCGCCUAUUCUACUCCAUUGUUCGAGGAUGUGGUUCCUCAGCUUGAGCACUGGCACGACUCAUCCAAGCAGCUAGUCAUUUACUCCUCAGGCAGUAUCUUCGCUCAGAAGCUCCUGUUCGGGCACGUUCAAGAUCCGCUCGGUGGAGCGGAUGAGAAGCGUACACAAAACCUUCAGGGGUUGAUCGACGGCUGGUUCGAUACGACAAACGCUGGUCUGAAGCAUGAUGCUAGCAGUUACACCAAGAUCGCCGAGGAGUUGGGCAAGUCUGCUGACAGCGUUUUGUUCUUCAGUGACAACGUCAAGGAGGUCAAGGCUGCCAUUGAGGCAGGUAUGCAAGCCAUUGUUGUUGACAGACCGGGCAAUGCUCCUCUGAGUGACGAGGACAAGUCCCAGUACAAGGUCGUCACGUCGCUGAGGGACGUCAGUCUGUCAGCUGCACAGAUCGACUACAGGUUCUUCAAGCGAUAGGUAUCCCAAUCAAGUCUGUUUCCGCUGGCAAAUGGCCCACCAGUUGUCUCUGUCGUAGCCCGCUUCAACGAUUGUGCCACCAGCAAGCUCGAUGUUUUCUUCCAAUUCUCCCUUUCGAUACAGAUGAUAGUAGCGAUAAAAUGUCUUGUCACCAGCGGGCUCGAGGCUCGUGCCAGUCGUUGUCUGAGCCUGUUCGGGCGAGGGUUCUGGCUGGGCAGCAUCUCCUUUGUUUUGCAGCUUCUUGUCUUUCUUCUGCUUCUCCUUCUUCUCACGCAUAACCCAGGGCACCAUAGUGUCUUGCUGAUUCCCCUCGUCCCAUCCUCGUCUGCUGUCUUUCUGUUCC